Messenger RNA from Lotus japonicus, 1820 nucleotides. Its product is annotated as serine carboxypeptidase-like 7. Gene Ontology annotation, molecular function: serine-type carboxypeptidase activity; acyltransferase activity, transferring groups other than amino-acyl groups. The coding region runs from base 139 to 1557 and encodes 472 amino acids. Gene Ontology annotation, biological process: secondary metabolic process; proteolysis. The transcript is spliced from 14 exons. NCBI's taxonomy places the organism in Eukaryota, Viridiplantae, Streptophyta, Magnoliopsida, Fabales, Fabaceae. The record is from RefSeq and is a predicted model, not a curated record.
UAAUACUCUUUCCCACUACUUUGUUAGUUGUUAGUUGUUACAAUUAAGGGGUACUAACCAAUAAAAAAGGACUAGUGCCUUUGUAGCACCACUUUAAAAUCAUAUCCAUUCCUAAAUGCGGAUAAGAUUAACAAACUGAUGGCAAUGCUUAGUUCUCAUGAUCAUGGAACUACGAGAUGCUUCUUAAUUUGGAGCAUGCUUCUAUCGCUUGUGUUGCAUAUUUCAUCUCAGCUAGCGAAAUCUCACUCCACAGUGCAGUUCCUUCCCGGCUUCAAUGGACCCCUUCCUUUUCUACUCGAAACCGGGUACGUGGAAGUGGGUGAAACGGAAACGGAGCUUCAUGGGGAGCUAUUCUACUAUUUUAUUGAGUCAGAGAGCAAUCCUCAAGAGGAUCCUCUCUUGCUUUGGCUAACUGGUGGUCCUGGUUGCUCUGCACUUUCUGGCCUUGUCUUUGAAAUAGGUCCACUCACAUUUAAAAAGGAGGAAUACAAUGGGAGCUUACCUAAUUUAGCCCUCAAUCCACAUUCAUGGACAAAGGUAAGUAGCAUUAUUUUUUUAGAUUCACCUCUUGGUACUGGAUUCUCAUAUCCCAAAACAGAACUCGCUGCUCAACAAAGUACCUCGAAGCUAGUUCAGAAUGCUCACCAGUUUCUUAGGAAGUGGCUAGUUGAUCAUCCGAAAUUUCUGCCAAAUGAAGUGUACAUUGCUGGCGACUCAUACUCUGGCAUUCCUCUCCCAGUGAUUGUUCAAGAAAUUUCAGAUGGAAAUGAUGGUGGUGUCCAACCGUGGAUAAAUCUCCAGGGGUACCUGCUGGGGAACCCCUUAACAGCACGAACCGAAGAUAAUUACCAAAUACCAUUUAGUCAUGGCAUGGGACUAAUUUCUGAUGAACUCUACGAGUCACUACAGAAAAAUUGUAGAGGAGAGUAUCGGAAUAUAGACCCCGGAAAUGUAUUGUGCCUAAGAGACAAAGAAUACUAUGAGGAGACUAUUUCAGGAAUUGAUACUAAUCAUAUCUUGGAACCCAAGUGCGAGUUCGGUCUGCGUAAUCCAAUUGAAAACCCUUGGAAGGCCACCACCAUUUUCAGUUCUGGUCUUGCAUUGCCACCCUUAAACUGUCGGAGUCAUGCAUAUUUCCUCUGUGCUUAUUGGGCCAACAAUGAUAAUGUUCGCCAAGCACUUCAUAUUCGAAAGGGAAGUAAAGGGGAAUGGAAGCGCUGUGACUUUUACAUACCUUUCAAGUUCGAUAUCCAUGAAAGCUUACCCUAUCAUGUAAAUCUUAGCAGAAAAGGUUAUCGUUCAUUAAUAUACAGUGGGGAUCAUGACAUGAGAGUUCCAUUCUUGGACACUCAAGCAUGGAUAAGAUCCCUAAACUAUUCCAUAGUGGAUGACUGGAGGCAAUGGUAUUCAAAUGGCCAAGUAGCAGGAUACACGAGGACUUACUCAAAUAGGAUGACAUUUGCAACUGUGAAGGGUGGAGGACAUACAGCCCCUGAGUACAGACCUGAAGAGUGUUUAGCCAUGUUCAGUAGGUGGAUAUCUAAUAGGCCACUUUAGUUCAGCCAUGGACAUACUGUGUCACAGGAGAAAUGAUUUUAUCUUAAACAUCAAUUAUUCAAAAGCAACUAGAAAGUUCAUCGGGUAGGUGAAUAAAUGUGUAUUUCUCUUCUACCCAGGAUAUGACAAAUCAACUAGUUGAAUAUAGGGGUAAAGAAAAAGAAAAAGUCGAUUGUAUAAUAUAGUUCAUUGGUAAUUAACCAGUAUUACACUUUUACAACAUUACAAACAUUUGUUAAUGCUAUCCAAUUCUGUCAAUCAAA